Diceros bicornis minor is the source of this 2119-nucleotide messenger RNA. It is a transcript of the gene SYT16, whose product is annotated as synaptotagmin 16. The record is from RefSeq and is a predicted model, not a curated record. The coding region runs from base 71 to 2014 and encodes 647 amino acids. The transcript has 6 exons. NCBI's taxonomy places the organism in Eukaryota, Metazoa, Chordata, Mammalia, Perissodactyla, Rhinocerotidae.
GUAGUUCACGUUAAGUCCAGAGUGCUGAAGGAACUGAACAAGUGGACUUGUAGACAUCAAAUAGCUGGCCAUGGUGUUGGCCAUGGCGUCUCAGGAAGUUCAGAACUUCUUCCAGCCUCUCUCUUCCUGGAUAUCUCGGGUUUAUGAAGCUCUCCAGCAAGCAGGAGAUACACUAUCUGCUUCGCUGGUUAACUUGAGCAAACAAGACUCUAAAUUGAGUGACAAGCUAGACCAGGACUUAGAUGAUAUUCAGAUUCAGGAAACUUACUUUGAAGAUGAAGAACAAGGCAAUGAUUGGAGUCAAGAAGAUGCAAAUUCUUUGUUUCUUGAAGUGGAUCAUUUUUCCUGUUGUAAUAGUGAUUUGCAGGACUCUCCCCAAAGUGCAAGCCCCAGACUUAGCCGACACGCAAAUACAAAGGACUCAUGUUCCAUAAUGUCCCAGUGGCCCAAUCAGACCCUUGAUGACCAAAAGCCACCACAUGUGCUUCCUUCUAUUGCUGAGGAAGAACAUCACCUUGAAAAGCAAAGGAGUGGCCUUCAACACAGCUUUGACAGCCAGCUCUCUGGUGUUUUAGAAAAUGUUAAUGGACAAAAGCAAGUUAACAGCUUUGGAGGUGAUGAAGAGCCGUGCACAUCUUCUGACAGUGACGAAGAGGUGAUCAAACAAUUUGAGAUUUCUGUGUCCCGGUCCCAGAGUUUCCGUUCAGGAGCAUCUAAGAAAGGAAAGCAGACGGGAUUGGAGCAGAAACCAAAAUUUGGCCGCUUGCUCUCUCCCCACGAAGAGGAUGGCACAGGGGUGUCUGCCUGUGAAGACUUGGAUGGAACCAGCCAACUGAAUUAUUCUGAGAAUCCAUCUCCUGGUGAAGAUGACCCUACCUCUGCCCACUCACAGUCCCCAUGUGAGGUGGGGGAUACCAGGCACCAUGGUGCAUCUCCCCAGGAGACCAGUGUGGUCCACAGCGUCAGUCGCCAGUCCACUCAGGGCAGCUUGGAGACGGAGACAGCUUUCAAGAACCGGGGAUUUGGAGACUCCUAUGCCACUGACAACUCUUCCAUGUGGAGUCCAGAGGAACAGGAUGGGACCAAUUUUCAGGUGCCAUCUGGGGUCCCAGAGCCCAUCUCAAAAUGUGGCGACCUGGAUGUCAUCUUUGAAUAUAGAGCUGCCAGCCAGAAGCUCACAGUGACCAUUGUGAGAGCACAGGGCCUCCCGGAUAAGGACCGAAGCGGCGUCAACUCCUGGCAAGUUCAUGUAGUGCUGCUACCCAGUAAGAAACAGAGGGGCAGGACAAGCAUACAGCGAGGGCCCAGCCCUGUCUUCAAGGAGAAGGUUACCUUCACCAGGCUGGAGGCCAGAGAUGUGGCUACCUGUGCUGUCCGCUUCCGCCUGUAUGCUGCCCGCAAGAUGACCCGUGAGAGAAUGAUGGGAGAGAAGCUGUUCUAUCUCAGUCACCUGCACCCAGAAGGGGAGAUGAAAGUGACUCUGGUCCUGGAGCCAAGAAGUAAUAUCAGUAGUGGAGAGUCUCCGCUCAGCCCAUCUGCAGUGUCUCACAGCGACAGUGCUUCAUCCACGCAGUCGCUGGCUCAUGGAGGGGCGCCAGAGCUGCUGGUGGGGCUGUCCUACAACGCCACAACGGGGCGAUUAUCUGUGGAAAUGAUCAAAGGCAGCCAUUUCCGAAACCUCGCUGUUAACAGAGCACCGGAUACAUAUGGAAAGCUCUUUCUCCUCAAUUCUGUGGGUCAAGAGAUGUCACGCUGCAAGACAUCCAUUCGACGUGGUCAGCCCAGUCCUGUCUAUAAGGAGACCUUUGUUUUCCAGGUGGCCCUCUUUCAGCUCUCUGAUGUCACGUUGAUGAUUUCCAUUUAUAAUAGGCGUACUAUGAAGCGUAAAGAGAUGAUUGGUUGGAUUGCUCUGGGCCAGAACAGUAGUGGAGAGGAGGAACAAGACCACUGGGAGGAGAUGAAGGAGGCCAAAGGUCAGCAGGUCUGCAGGUGGCACACCUUGCUCGAGUCCUAGGUUUGCCAACAGGCAUUUGUGUGCUACAUCCACCCUGGUGACCCGUGUUACGACCGCUGGUACCAACUGAGCGCAUGCUGGCAGGCUUUGUAAAGACAGGCUUUC